CCAAUUAAUAUAUAUUAUCUAUACCCAUUCAUACACUCAUGUCUAUUUAUAAUAGUAUUCAUAUUCAUUGACACACACAAAUCUAUCUGUUGAGACUUUUUUCACAGAGAAACAGGAAAAAUGGAAGAUACAAAAAGUAAGCUGCAGGAGGGAAGUGCAGUGGAAAGCCUGACCACCACCACCUACUGUGUAACGGGAGCUACAGGAUACAUAGGGUCAUGGCUGGUCAAAUCUCUCCUUCAAAGAGGCUACAGGGUUCACGCCACGGUCCGCAAUCAAGCAAAGACAUUGCAUCUGUUACCAUUAUGGGGUGGCGGUGAUCGGUUGAGAGUGUUCAGAGCUGAUCUGCACAAAGAAGGAAGCUUCAAUGAGGCUGUACAAGGCUGCAGCGGCGUAUUUCAUGUUGCUGCUUCAAUGGAGUUCGAGGUUCCAGCAAAAGAGGACAUUGACAGUUAUGUCCGCGCAAAUGUCACUGAGCCUGCAAUCAAUGGUACCUUAAACCUUCUCAAAUCGUGCUUGAAAACACCAUCUGUGAGGAGGGUUGUCUUCACAUCAUCCAUCAGUACCAUGACUGCCAAAGACAGUGCCGGAAAAUGGAGAAGUGUUGUCGAUGAAUCUUGUCAGAAUCCCAUUGAUCGUGUCUGGAAAACAAAAACAGGUGCCUGGGUUUAUGUACUGUCAAAGCUUCUGACUGAGGAACCAGCAUUCCAAUUUGCUAAUGAGAACAGCAUUGAUCUUGUGUCAGUCAUUACCACAACUGUUGCCGGUCCAUUCCUCACUUCAACGGUUCCAACAAGCGUUCAAGUUCUCUUGUCGCCAAUAACAGGUGACUCUAAAUUCUCUCGAAUUUUAUCUGCUGUGCAUUCAAGAAUGGGGUCAAUCGCUUUAGUUCAUAUCGAAGAUAUAUGCAGUGCCCACAUAUUCCUCAUGGAACAUGAUAGAGCAGAAGGUCGAUACAUAUGCUCUGCCCACAGUUCUGUAAUAUCUCAACUGGUUGAUCGUCUUGUUAAAGAGCACCCUUUCUCAAAUAUGCAGAGGCUUGUAGAGGAAGAACAUGGCUCAGUCCCCUCCGAGAUUUCUUCAAAGAAGUUAAGAGAAUUGGGUUUUAAUUUUAAGUUCGGCUUGGAAGAUAUUAUACACCAUACUGUUAAUUCUUGUGUAGAUUGUGGCUUUUUGUGUCCUACUGUAAACUAGAUUGUGUCAAUAUAGGCACAGAAUGAAACAAAUUUUCAAUAAUUGUAAUAAAAUAAAUAAAUAAAAUCAAAAGGCCUGAAUAGUUGCUGAUAUGUGGUACUAAGUUGUUUUCUUGAUAUCCAGUUCCUAGAGUUUAUGGUUAAUGUCAGUCCUCACAAAUUCUGUUGUAAUAUACAACUUGAUAAGUAUUGAAUGCUAGCCACUCGACCCCAAAUUUGGAGUAAGGGUAUUUUUGGUA
Camellia sinensis is the source of this 1432-nucleotide messenger RNA. Its product is annotated as putative anthocyanidin reductase. Gene Ontology annotation, molecular function: oxidoreductase activity, acting on the CH-OH group of donors, NAD or NADP as acceptor. The record is from RefSeq and is a predicted model, not a curated record. Lineage: Eukaryota; Viridiplantae; Streptophyta; Magnoliopsida; Ericales; Theaceae.